Messenger RNA from Galeopterus variegatus (Sunda flying lemur), 3232 nucleotides. Its product is annotated as TSC22 domain family protein 1. The record is from RefSeq and is a predicted model, not a curated record. The transcript has a single exon. Lineage: Eukaryota; Metazoa; Chordata; Mammalia; Dermoptera; Cynocephalidae. The coding region runs from base 353 to 3232 and encodes 959 amino acids.
CCCCUCCCCUGCUCCCUCCCCUCCCCGGCUCUACCCCCUCCCUCCUGCCCCGCACCCCACGUGAAGCGCAAUAUAAAGGGGGUGUGAGACUAGAGGGGAAAGUGAAUGGCGAAGGACUGAAGGGGUCCCCCCUUCGGGUCUCCGGCCGCUCUGUUCACCCUCGUUCAUCCUCCCUUCCCGAAGCUCGCCCUCGGAGGCAGGAGCGGCCGGCGCUUUCGGCUGAGGAGGAGGAGGAGGAAUCGCGCCGGGCGGAGCGUCAGGUCCCGUUUUCCUCUCCGGCGUCUCGAAUACAAAGAUUACGGUGCAGAAGGAAAUUGUACUCGCCUCCUCCGCCCCCCCGGUACCCAACACAAUGCACCAGCCGCCCGAGUCCACCGCCGCCGCGGCUGCCGCCGCUGCAGACAUUAGUGCUAGGAAGAUGGCGCACCCGGCAAUGUUCCCUCGAAGGGGCAGCGGUAGUGGCAGCGCCUCUGCUCUCAGUGCAGCAGGUACCGGCGUUGGUAGUAAUGCCACAUCUUCCGAGGAUUUUCCGCCUCCGUCGCUGCUCCAGCCGCCGCCUCCUGCAGCAUCUUCUACGUCCGGACCACAGCCUCCGCCUCCACAAAGCCUGAACCUCCUUUCGCAGGCUCAGCUGCAGGCACAACCUCUUGCGCCAGGCGGAACUCAAAUGAAAAAGAAAAGUGGCUUCCAGAUAACUAGCGUUACUCCGGCUCAGAUCUCUGCCAGUAUCAGCUCUAACAACAGCAUAGCAGAGGACACUGAGAGCUAUGACGAUCUGGAUGAGUCUCACACGGAAGAUCUCUCUUCUUCCGAGAUCCUUGAUGUGUCACUUUCCAGGGCUACUGACUUAGGGGAGCCUGAACGCAGCUCCUCAGAAGAGACUCUAAAUAACUUCCAGGAAGCCGAGACACCUGGGGCAGUCUCGCCCAACCAGCCCCAUCUUCCUCAGCCUCAUUUGCCUCACCUUCCACAACAGAAUGUUGUGAUCAAUGGGAAUGCUCAUCCACAUCACCUCCAUCACCACCAUCACAUACAUCACGGGCACCACCUCCACCAUGGGCACCACCAUCCAUCCCACACUGCUGUGGCCAGUGCGUCCAGUCCUGGAGGGCCACCCUCAAGCCCUGUAUCCAGAAAACUGUCUACAACUGGAAGCUCUGACAGUGUUAUACCAGUUGCACCAACUUCUGCUGUAUCAUCGAGUGGCUCACCUGCAUCUGUAGUAGCUAAUAUCCGUGCUCCGAGUACUACAGGCGGUAUAGGUAUAAAUUCUGUUACUGGCACUAAUGCAGUGAAUAAUGUUAACAUUACUGCUGUGCGUAGUUUUGAUCCUAAUGUGACAAGCAGCAUGGUUGGUAAUGCUAAUAUAAGUACCAGCAGUAUUCCUAGUGCUGCUAGUGUGAAUGUUGGGCCUGCAGUUACCAGUGGUGUUAAUGUGAACAUCUUGAGUGGCAUGGGCAAUGGUACUGUUUCUUCCUCUGCUGUCCCUAAUGCAAGUGCAGGGAUGACUGUGGGUUCAAGUCAGCAGCAACAACCAACAGUUAACACAUCAAGGUUCAGAGUUGUUAAGUUAGAUUCUAGUUCUGAACCCUUUAAGAAAGGUAGAUGGACUUGCACUGAGUUCUAUGAAAAAGAAAAUGCUGUACCCGCUACAGAAGGCGUGGUAAUAAGUAAAGUGGUGGAGACUGUAAAACAAAACCCCAUAGAAGCGACUUCUGAGAGAGAGAGCACUAGUGGGAGUUCGGUGAGCAGUAGUGUCAGCACACUGAGUCACUACACAGAGAGUGUGGGAAGUGGAGAGAUGGGAGCCUCUACUGUGGUGGUGCAGCAGCAGCAGCAGCAACCAGCUCUUCAAGGUGUGGCCCUCCAACAGAUGGAUUUCAGUAGCACUGGUUCACAGAAUAUUUCAGCAGUUAGUAUACCACAGAGUAUUUCUCAGUCACAGAUCGCACAAGUACAAUUACAGUCUCAAGAACUGAACUAUCAGCAAAAGCCAGGUCUUCAACCAGUACCUCUACAAGCCACUAUCAAUGCUGCAACUGGUAUCCAGCCAUCACCUAUAAAUGUGGUUGGUGUGACUUCAGCUUUAGGUCAGCAGCCUUCCACUUCCAGUUUGGCUCAACCCCAACUGCCAUAUUCUCAGAAGGCUCCUCCAGUGCAAACUCCUAUUCCAGGGGCACCACCCCAACAGUUACAGUAUGGACAGCAGCAACCAAUGGUUUCUACACAGAUGGCACCAGGCCAUGGUAAACCAGUGACUCAGAAUCUUACUUCAGAGUAUGUACAACAGCAGCCGAUUCUUCAAACAGCAGUGUCCUCCGGACAGCCCAGUUCUGCUGGAGUGGGAGCGGUAACAACGGUGAUUUCCGUGGCUCAGCCACAGCGUAUCCAGCUGCCAGUGCAACCCACAGCAGUCCAAGCACAACCUGCAGGGGCAACUGGCCAGCCAGUUGGCCAGGCUCAUACAGCAGUGUCUGCUGUACCUACUGGCAGUCAAAUUGCAAAUAUUGGUCAACAAACAAACAUACCUACUGCAGUGCAGCAGCCCUGUACUCAAGUUACACCUUCAGUUAUUCAGCAAGGUGCUCCUCCAUCUUCACAAGUAGUUCCACCUGCUCAAACUGGGAUUAUUCAUCAGGGAGUUCAAACUAGCGCUUCAAACCUUCCUCAACAAUUGGUUAUUGCACCCCAAAGUACCUUGUUAACAGUGCCUCCCCAGCCACAAGGAGUAGAACCAGUAGCUCAAGGCGUUGUUUCGCAGCAGCAGUUGCCCACAGUUAGUCCUUUGCCCUCUGCUGGUAGUAUUUCUGUUACAAAUCAGGUUAGUUCAGCUGGUCCUCCUGGAACGCCUUCUGCCCCAACAAACUUGGUUCCACCACAGAAUAUAGCACAAACCCCUGCUACCCAAAACGGGAAUUUGGUUCAAAGUGUUAGUCAACCUCCCCUGAUAGCAACUAAUAUAAAUUUGCCUUUGGCACAACAGAUACCACUAAGUUCUACCCAGUUUUCUGCACAAUCAUUAGCUCAGGCAAUUGGAAGCCAAAUUGAAGAUGCCAGGCGCCCAGCGGAACCCUCCUUAGUUGGCUUACCUCAGACUAUUGGUGUUGACAGUGGGGGAACGUCAGCAGUUUCAGAUGGGAGUAGCAGCAGCCUAGCAGCCUCUGCUUCUCUUUUCCCGUUGAAGGUGCUACCGCUGACGACACCCCUGGUGGAUGGCGAGGAUGAGAGGUAA